AUGGACACCGAUGGAGGUAGAGAUUUUAUCGAGUGGUUCAUAUUUCUUAUCAGAUCCAUUCAUGGCCUGAACGGGACAAUUAGGGAAGUAUUCGGUGAAAGAAUCCCUCUAAUGAAUAUCAAGACCAUGCAAGAAAACCUCAGGGAAAAAAACCUGCUGACAAGUUUCCUGGAGGAGAACAUUGAGGACACAUCACAGAAUGCAGCUCAUGACCUGAAAUUUUCUCUUCAUCCCCUGAGGGACCACCUGGAUCUGGCCUAUGUUGGCAACAUCACCAUUGGAAUAACCCCUCAGGAGUUCAGGGUUGUCUUUGACACGGACUUAUCUAACUUGUGGAUGCCCUCCAUCUACUGCUACAGUCCUGCCUGCCAUACACACAAGCUCUUCAACCCUCACUCAUCCACCACCUCCGGGCUCUCGGCCUCAAAGUUCAACCUCACCUAUGGCUCUGGGAGGAUUACUGGAUUUCUUGGGUAUGACACCAUUCAGGUAAUUGGAAACCAGAAGCUGAGUCAGGCCUGGCCCUGA
Molecule: messenger RNA, 528 nt
Organism: Hippopotamus amphibius kiboko
Lineage: Eukaryota; Metazoa; Chordata; Mammalia; Artiodactyla; Hippopotamidae
Product: pregnancy-associated glycoprotein 2-like
Exons: 4
Coding region: 1-528 (175 amino acids)
Biological process (GO): proteolysis
Molecular function (GO): aspartic-type endopeptidase activity
Source: RefSeq, a predicted model, not a curated record